AUGGAGGACGAGUCAGAUCUGUGGAGGGCGAGUCAGGUCUGUGGAGGACGAGUCAGGUCUGUGGAGGGUGAGUCAGGUCUGCAGAGGGCGAGUCAGGUCUAUGGAGGACGAGUCAGGUCUGUGGAGAGUGAGUCAGGUCUAUGGAGGACGAGUCAGGUCUGUGGAGGGCGAGUCAGGCCUAUGGAGGACGAGUCAGAUCUGUGGAGGGCGAGUCAGAGGGCGAGUCAGGUCUAUGGAGGACGAGUCAGGUCUGUGGAGGACGAGUCAGGUCUGUGGAGGGCGAGUCAGGUCUGUGGAGGACGAGUCAGGUCUGUGGAGGGUGAGUCAGGUCUGCAGAGGGUGAGUCAGGUCUAUGGAGGACGAGUCAGGUCUGUGGAGAGUGAGUCAGGUCUAUGGAGGACGAGUCAGGUCUGUGGAGGGCGAGUCAGGUCUAUGGAGGACGAGUCAGAUCUGUGGAGGGCGAGUAAGGUCUGUGGAGGACGAGUCAGGUCUGUGGAGGGUGAGUCAGGUCUGCAGAGGGCGAGUCAGGUCUAUGGAGGACGAGUCAGGUCUGCGGAGGGCGAGUCAGGUCUGUUGAGGGCGAGUCAGGUCUGUGGAGGGCGAGUCAGGUCUGUGGAGGGUCUGCGGAGGGCGAGUCAGGUCUGCGGAGGGCGAGUCAGGUCUGCGGAGGGCGAGUCAGAUCUGUGGAGGAUGAGUCAGGUCUGCGGAGGGAGAGUCAGGUCUGAGAGCGAGUCAGGUCUGCGGAGGGAGAGUCAGGUCUUCGGAGGGAGAGUCAGGUCUGCGGAGGGAGAGUCAGGUCUGUGGAGGGCGAGUCAGGUCUGUGGAGGGUGA
Molecule: messenger RNA, 831 nt
Organism: Knipowitschia caucasica
Lineage: Eukaryota; Metazoa; Chordata; Actinopteri; Gobiiformes; Gobiidae
Source: the annotation of a GenBank genome assembly